UGCGCCGUCAGCCUCUGCGAGCAAAACCACCACCACCACAUAUUCAAGCGCUUACACUCCUAUCGAGUUGCUUCCGCCAGACUUCCUGCCCCCUAUGACUGUAUAUGUGGGCCAAUAAUGGUAACGCGCGUUGCUACAGCCAGUACCUGUGUUCAUUGCCUCGUGGUCUCCAAUGACAACCACGCAGACCGCUGGUGUAGCGCUUCCAUCCUUCGACAAGCUCAAGAUGGAAGAGCGCAAGCGGUCAUUAUUGCCCGAUGGCGAUGAUGGCGCGCCGAGGGCGAAACGUCUCGUGAAGGAUGAGAAUGGCCAGGCCAUGCGGAUGGACAAUGAGAAGGAGAAGGAGAUAGAGAGCUUUCAGAAGGAUGCUAUCUUGCGGCAGCUGAAAGAGUACAAGCGGCAAAAGAGGGACCUUGACGAGCAGCUUUCUGAGAUGACCAAGAAGUGCCGCUAUCAUGACGACCAUCUACGCGCCGUUGACGGCUUCUUCGCGCAACUACUCGACGAAAUCCGUGUGCUUGCCAGCACGUCCCUACCAACUCCGCCACCUAGCGCCACAGCGCCCACGGGCGAAGAAAUGUACGGCUCGGCGUUGCUUUUCGAGAACAGCCAUGUCUUCAGCGAGCACCUGCAAGCACGGUCGCAAAGUAUAAGAAGCGCAAUAGCGGACCUCUUUGGCAGGCUCCCCUCCGCAACACCAGAUGUAGAGUCGUUGCGGGCGCAGUUAAACGAACUUUUGGCGAAAGAGAAAGAGCAUGCCGUUCAGCUUCGGAAAGCUUUAGAUGACCAAGAGUCACUGACGCAACGAUGGGAGGCGGCAGUGGAGCGCUACAUGAUGGCAGAGAAGAAGCUGGAUCGCGCCAAGAGUCAGCAAGUGCUCAAGCUUGAGCGACAAGCCAUAAUGGGCGGCAACGCGGAUGUAACAUCGCCGACGACGAGCAAGGCUUCGGGCACGCCUGUGAAGAAGGAGCACUCCGCGGUCAACGGUGAGCUCGAGAACGGCCUCCUGAGCGCGGAGGCAGAGGCUGCGCGCAAGGAGGCGCUUGCCGUGGCCGAGCGGCAGAAAGCUCAGGUGGAAGAGGUCGAGGCGGAGAACGAGCGCCUGACCAACGAGCUCAGUGCGGCGCGAACUAAGCUUGCAAGUCUGUCUGAUGAUGACUAUGCCGAGACAUCCAUCUUCAAGACCUUCAAGUCCCAAUACGAGGACGUGGUAAGGCGCGUCAACGAUCUUGAAGCCACCAACGUGCAACUGCGUGAAGAAGCGCAGAAGCUGCAGAGUGAGCGAACGUCGUAUCGCAGACAGAUUGAUGAUGAGAACCGGGAGCAUAGCAACGACAGCGAGGCGCAGAUUGCGCGGGCCGAGACUGACUUGGCGCGAAUACGGCAAGCUCGGGAUGAUGUGACCGCUGAAGUUGAAGUUCGACGGCGGGCGGAAGAAAGUCGGCGAUCCGCGAAUGAUCUAGUCAAGGAGCUGGCGGAAGCCAAAGACAUGAAGAUUGCAGCACUGGAAGCGGAGAUCGCGAGGCUGAAGACCCAGGUCGAAGACUCCGUAGGUGCUGACCAGGACAUAGCUGGUGUCGAUAACACGGACCUUGAGAGCCUCGAUAAUGAGGCUUUAAAGUUAAGGUUACGCACGCUGGAGGGUCAGCAUGCUUUACUUAGCAACGAGCUCUCCUCCAUGGAGGCCGCCUGGCGCAAGACUUCCGCCCUUGCCACGCAGAAGGUAGCCGAGACCGCAAACCAGGAGGAGCUCGUGGCGCGAUUGAACGCGGAGAAGGCAAAGGCGGAUCAGAAGUACUUCGCCGCGAUGAAAUCAAAUGACAUGAAGCAAGGCGAAUUGCGGAGCCUCAAGAUGCAGAACGCAAAGUCGAGCGAGAUUGUCACGCAGCUGAAGGAAAGCGAAGGCAAGGCGCGAGAACUGGUGUCGAAUUUGGAGCGCCAGAUUGCCGAGAGUAAGGACGCUUUGGCGAAGCUUGAGCAGCAGCACAGGACACUGGAGCAGAAGAAUAAAGAGAGCGCCAUGGGUCUGGAGGGAUCCCGGAAGCAGAUCGGCGAAUUCAAGACCCUUAUCUCUGCCAAGGAUAAGGAGAUUCUAGCCGCUGGAAAAGCGAAGCGCGACGCGGAAGCUGAGCUGGAGAGGACCCAGACGCGGCUCGAAGAUUCGCGGAAGCAGGUGGAGUCGCUGCGGAAGACGAGAGCGGCUGAGAAUAGCGCGACGAGCGAUGAGUGGAGGAAAGUCGCCAUCUGUCCGGUCUGCAACACAAACUUGCGGAAUACAACUCUCAAGCUUUGCGGCCAUGUUUUCUGCGGGGAGUGCGUGCAGCGACUUAUUGCGAACCGCAAUCGGAAGUGUCCCUCUUGUGCGCGGGCUUUUGGAAAUGGAGAUUUUAUGGGGAUCGUCUUGACCUGAUUGGCCUGGGUUAUGUUUGAUCAAUUGGAGAGCGUCGCCGGUCUCGGUUGGCCCGUCAAAGAUGCCACCGGACGGCCAGUGCCCUUUUGAUAUCUGUCGUGGAGAAUCGGCAGAUGUCGCUCCAAGUAAAGGACAAUUUUCGUCUGGCACUUGCAGCGUGCCCUCAAUAGUGGGUGCGGGCUUGCCGCUCGGAUUGGCGGUUUAGGGAGCCUAAGGUGCGGGUGAAGAUCGUGGACGGCGAGGUUGGGAGGUUUAUCUUGCUGAGGCUAGGUUCAAAGCCACAGUUGAUGGGUACGGGACAGGAGAGGGACCACCGAGCGAAGUACUGUGAUCACCGCUUGUCUUAGUUAGGAAGUGUACAUCGCUCUGUACGAGUACUCGCGAGGCCUGCCAUAGCGUGUGUCGCCUGCAGAUGCUUAUUGGCGCAGCC
Molecule: messenger RNA, 2840 nt
Organism: Baudoinia panamericana UAMH 10762
Lineage: Eukaryota; Fungi; Ascomycota; Dothideomycetes; Mycosphaerellales; Teratosphaeriaceae
Exons: 4
Coding region: 173-2410 (745 amino acids)
Cellular component (GO): nucleus; HULC complex
Molecular function (GO): ubiquitin protein ligase activity
Source: RefSeq, a predicted model, not a curated record